Molecule: messenger RNA, 2301 nt
Organism: Cuscuta europaea
Lineage: Eukaryota; Viridiplantae; Streptophyta; Magnoliopsida; Solanales; Convolvulaceae
Source: the annotation of a GenBank genome assembly
UGCUUAUCGAGAGGGAGUGAGGAGGAGCGAUCGGCUGAGAGUGGGGCGCACUGUUUCUGCAUCGUGUCGAUGGCAAGAAUGCUGGAGCGACGGCGGCGUUGCUGCAAUGACUCUUGGGCGGAGAAGGGACAGGGAUAGAUCCCUUUUACCUGCAGUGGACUCCUACUCCCUUGUAGAGCCACAAAUUAGAAAUUCUCUAGGAAGAUCUCAUGGCAAUAGAUAUCCUUCAUACAAUAGAGGGCUCCCGUUCGCUGGCGAUGAGUAAGAUGACCAUGGGCCCAGAUGUAACCACAAUAGUUUCUCGGAGCUGGGCGGCGAAUUUCAGCGAAUAAGAUGGGCUUCGAAUAAUCACAAGGAGGAAAGGGGAUCCUUACACCAGUUGUCAUCCGGUGAUCAAUUGCUAUUUUUUGGAAAUAUUCCUGUCAAAAUUGGGUUUCAACAACAGCCAUCUAAUAAGCUAAUGGUGGCAGAGACAAAGCAUGAACGAAAUGAGAGGACUUCAAAAUUGGGACUUCUUGAUGGCUCCUUCAAGAGUGUUACAGUUGAUCAAAGUCAGAGUACACAAGACUCUUUACAAGGGUGUUCAUUUACGGCGAACAAUUCAAGCAAUUCUCCUUCGUAUGUUAGAAUUGAAAGUAAAGUUUUAUGCUUCUCUAUUGAUUCUUCAUUCUUACACAUUACUCAAAUCAAGGGCAUCAAGUCACGCACUAUCUCAUUAGAUAAAGACGAAGCAAAUUGGCUACUUAAUUCCUUUCAUUAUAUCAAAUCCGGAGCUUCUUGGGUUUUCACACGAUACGGUAAUUCUCGUAAACUUCAAAUUUCUUUUGAGAAAAAUCAAUUUGGGGGGUUCUUUCGUUUUAUGGAGCUAAAAGGUCAGGGAAAAUCAACUAUUUCUGAAGAUAAAUUAAUUUCUUUAUAUGAGAAAUUAACUUCAAAUUAACUUCUUGGGUUCUUUCGUUAUAUGAGAAAAGACCUAAUUCUGAAGAUAAAUUCAUUGAGGAUGAGGAAAGACCAGAGGAGAAAUUUUAUGGGGUGACUCAAGACUCUAGUACCAUUGAAUAUGAAGCGGCUGAUGAUCCAGAUACUACUGCCACAGUACAAGUAGAUGAGCAUCGAGCUACCUCAAAUACUGCUGCUAUUAAUGCAAUUAAUAGCGAAGAGAGAGAUGCAGUAUUCCAUAAAGUCAUAGAGAAUGGAAUAUCAUCACACAAUCUACCUGAUGCCACCACAAUGCAACAGUCAGUAAAUGAUACUGCCAUAUCUCAGAAAGAGGAACCAUUAGGGAACAUUGUGAGAACCAUUUCUCUAGAUUUUGGUGACUGGACUGCACAAAUAGAGGAUACUGAGAAAGUAGCAGAGGGGUACAUUAUGAAGAAUUAUGCAUUGUUGGAUUACCGGAAGAAUUAUACAGAUUACGGGGCACAGAUUGGUGGGGUGGAUAAAAUUGUUGAGGUUCAACCCAAGUUUCAUGAUGAUGCAAGUAAUUUAGCGCAAAUGAGUCCAUUUCAAGAAUGUAUUCAGUCGGAUGAUACUGGCGGGAAGAUGGGUGCAUGUUCAUGGGAAUGGUUUCAGGUGAAGACUGUCCAGGAGCAAAUACCCGAUUCAUGACCCAUUUGACUAAACGAGGCAACGUCAACUGGUUCUGGUCCAGGUAAAACAGCUUGUGCCAGAACGCACACAUCCCACAUUCUUGUGUGGUGAUUGUUCGGUCUUCCGAGGAAACAAUUUGAACAGAAUUUUAGGAAAAUACGGAAGACCGGGUGUUGAACACAGUUCACACUCAACUUAGAGAGGUCCACCACACCUUGUCCUGUCAUUCUUUUCCAUAACUCGUACCCCACAAGCGUAUCAUAAGCACGAGCUUCGUCAAACAGAGGGAGGCCAAAAUGAUGUGCAAAUUCUCUUUUGGUCAAUGAACGAUUUUCAUUGAGUAAACGAAAGGUGAUGGUGUCAUUUGCAUGAUCAUCAUCAUCCUUUGUAUACACAUAUGAACUAAAGAAUUCAUAAACCAAAUGAGGAUAAGUCACAUAUUGCAUUUCUAGCAACCUAGUCAUUCCAAUUCUUGCAAAUAUAUCACGCAUGAUCACUUCAAUCCAAAGGAGGGCUAGAGUAGUAAUGCACAUGAAUCGGGAUUGUUUUACCUCCAUUUGUGCUUGUCCCUCGAAUAGUCGCUUUUGUGCUUCCGUUGCAAAUUCCACACUUUCAUAGCCAGCUACCGGUGGGAUUGCCCUUGAAGAAGAAGCUUUGGAUUGUUUAGGAGCCAUUGGAAUUGAAUUUUUGUUUUUUGUUUUUUUAAGGGGA